CUACGGGCUACGGGUGACACUCUCAUUUUUCUUCCGCUUUACGCUCUCACCUUGUGUCAUUACGAGAAAUCAUUUUCUUUUCUCUUAUGCCUCUUGUCUAUCACCGUCGCUAAUCAAAGUCAGCUAACAAAGUAGCAAGAACGAGAAGAAGCCUCUCCUCAAUUUCUCUGCCGUCUCUCUCUGUGUUCACGCCUUCACGCACAUUGAUAAAGCUUCGUGUGGUUGAAGAAGAGCUAUAUCAAUCGAGUAUGCGCAGAUCUGACUCUGGACAAUUUUGAACGAUGGACGUCGAUAAAUCAUCUCUCUGCAACUGCGUUGUCAAUUUUCUCCUCGAAGAGAACUACUUACUCACUGCAUUUGAGCUGCUUCACGAGCUCCUCGAUGACGGCCGGGACGCCCAGGCUAUCAGGCUUAAGGAGUUCUUCUCUGAUACUUCUCAGUUCCCGCCAGAUCAGAUCUCCCGCUUCAACACUCUCCGAGUUGCCGAUCCUCAGUGUUUACUGGAAGAGAAAGAAACUAUUGAAGAAAAAUUGGCAGUCAGUGAAUAUGAACUCCGUUUAGCCCAAGAAGAUAUUUCGAAACUUAAGGAAGAAUUACAAAAGAGAAAUGAAUGCUCUGUAGAAGUCAAUGGUUCCAAUGUAGAUGACUCUGUACUUCCUAGAAUAACUUUUGAACAGGGGAAGCGAAGCACUUCCUUUUCUGAUUUGGGCCCAUUGAAAGAUAGUGAACGUAGAGAUCUUAACUGUGCUGUAAAGGAAUAUCUGCUUUUAGCAGGAUAUCGACUUACUGCAAUGACAUUCUAUGAAGAGGUUACAGACCAAGACCUUGAUGUUUGGAAUACACCUGCUUGUGUACCGGAUGCUUUACGCCAUUAUUAUUAUCAGUACCUUUCAUCCACUGCAGAGGCUGCUGAGGAGAAAAUCUCCCUUCUUCGGGAAAAUGAGUCUCUACUUAAAGCAAAUGAGAGGCUGAAUCAGGAAAAAGAAUCCUUGCUGAGAAACAAGGAUGUGGCUGAAGGUCAGAAAAUGGCAUUAACAAAGUCCUUAGAAGCUGUCCAUAAGGAUCUGAAGGAGAGGGAGAUAUUGGUACAUAGUUUAAAACAAUCACUAGAGCUUCAAAGGAAGGAACUCAAUGACUGUAGAGCUGAAAUUACAUCAUUGAAAAUGCACAUAGAAGGGUCUCGAUCUGGUAGAGGUUGGGUAACUGGAGAUAUUGAUUCUUCACAAUCUCAGUCCUUGGAAAAUUAUAAGGCAGAAAUAAAAUCUUUGCAAAUGGAAAUAGAAAGUUUGAAGGCAAAGAACUCGGUUUCAAGCAAUCUUGAGUCUGUUGUUUGCAUAAAAGAGAAUACACAGACAGAAGAAAAGGUUGUUGAGAUACAUGAAGAUAAAACUAUAUUGCCUUGUCCUGCAGGCUUGGCACCCAGUACCUCAAAUGUUGAAGAUAGUGAACAUCAGAAAACUGAGACCCUUGUAGGAAAUGUGGCUAAGCCUAUUGAAAUGUUAAAAGAGCCGCCAUUUAGCUCUUCAAAUGGUGAUGGUACAGUUGAAAAUGACAAGACUAUCUACAAGCAUGACACUGCACACUCACAAGAAGUUGCUGCAAGAGUUGUUGAAUCAGAGAAUCAAAUGAGUGAACCCACUACAGUAAAGAUGGGUUUGGAAACCAUUCAAAUCCUUUCUGAUGCCUUGCCUAAAAUUGUUCCGUAUGUAUUGAUCAACCAUCGUGAGGAGCUUCUUCCCCUAAUGAUGUGUGCGAUUGAGCGCCAUCCAGAUAGUAGCACAAGGGACUCCCUGACACAUUUAUUGUUCAAUUUAAUUAAGCGACCAGAUGAACAACAAAGAAGGAUUAUAAUGGCUGCAUGUGUCAGUUUAGCUAAGAAUGUGGGAGAGAUGAGAACUGAAUCAGAAUUGCUUCCACAGUGUUGGGAACAAAUUAAUCACAUGUAUGAGGAGCGUAGGCUGCUUGUUGCUCAAUCAUGUGGAGAGCUUGCAGAAUUUGUUCGACCUGAGAUUCGUGAUUCUCUGAUUCUGUCCAUUGUGCAACAACUGGUUGAGGAUUCUGCAACUGUUGUCCGAGAAGCUGCUGCUCAUAACCUCGCAUUGCUGCUUCCACUCUUUCCAAAUAUGGACAAAUAUUUCAAGGUUGAGGAGUUGAUGUUCCAGCUGGUCUGUGACCCCUCUGGAGUGGUAGUUGAGACUUCGCUCAAAGAAUUAGUACCUGCAGUUAUAAGCUGGGGAAACAAAUUGGAUCAUAUUUUACGACUUCUACUUUGUCAUAUCCUGGGCUCUGCUCAGCGGUGUCCACCACUUUCGGGGGUUGAAGGUUCCAUGGAGUCGCAUUUACGUGUAUUAGGUGAACGAGAGAGAUGGAAUAUUGAUGUCUUACUCCGCAUGUUGACUGAUCUGCUUCCGUUUGUGCACCAGAAAGCAAUUGAGUCAUGUCCAUUUCCUUCUGUUAAUGGUUCUCUUGCUUCUGAUCCUCAAGGAGCAUUCUUUUCCAUCUCCGUGCUUGAGUUGUAUGCAGGGGGUCACAUGGAAUGGCCAGCAUUUGAUUGGAUGCAUGUUGACUGUUUCCAUGGCUUGAUUCAACUUGCCUGUCUAUUACCUCAAAAGGAAGACAACUUAAGAAAUAGAAUCACAAAGUACCUGUUGGCUGUAUCAGAAUACUUCGGGGAUCAGUAUUCAACACACGUAAUCCUUCCUGUUUUCUUAGUCGCAGUUGGGGAUACUUAUGAUUUGACAUAUUUCCCCUCUGCUAUCCAGUCAAGAAUCAGAGGUUUACAACCUAAAACUGCUGUGGCUGAGAGACUUGCUAUAGUGUGUGUUCUACCAAUUCUCUUGGCCGGUAUUCUUGGUGCCUCCAGUAGGCAUGAACAAUUAUCUGAAUACUUGAGAAAGUUGUUGGUUCAAGGCACACUGAAAGAGGGUUCCAUGACAAAUCGUACUACUGAGAUCAUUGAUGCUGUCCGCUUCCUCUGCACAUUUGAAGAACACCAUGGAAUCAUCUUCAAUAUUCUGUGGGAGAUGGUUGUCAGCACCAAUGCAAAUAUGAAGAUCAGUGCUGCCAAUCUAUUGAAAGUCCUUGUUCCGUCUAUUGAUGUGAAAAUGGCUUCUACGCAUGUUUUACCUGCCCUUGUCACCCUGGGCUCUGAUCAAAAUCUAAAUGUAAAAUAUGCAAGCAUAGAUGCUUUUGGAGCUGUAGCGCAACAUUUUAAAAGUGACAUGAUAAUUGAUAAGAUACGAGUUCAGAUGGAUGCUUUUCUUGAAGAUGGAUCCCAUGAAGCUACCAUUGCUGUGAUCCAUGCAUUAGUGGUUGCAGUACCACAUACUACAGACAGGCUGCGAGAUUAUCUUUUGUCUAAGAUUUUCGAACUAACAAGUGCACCAACACCUAGAAGUGAUGUGAUGCGCCGCCGGGAGAGAGCCAAUGCAUUUUGUGAAUCAAUACGUGCCCUAGAUGCUACAGAUCUGCCUACAACCAGUGUUCGGGAUUUCCUCCUACCUUCCAUACAGAAUUUGCUAAAAGAUCCAGAUUCACUUGAUCCAGCACACAAAGAAGCCCUAGAAAUUAUACUCAAGGAAAGAGCAGGUGGAACUUUUGAAGCUAUUAGUAAGGUCAUGGGUGCCCAUCUUGGUAUUGCAUCGUCAGUGAGCAGUUUCUUUGGUGAAGGUGGGCUGCUGGGCAAGAAGGAGAGUGCAGAAUUACCAGAGCCAGUUGAACCUCCAAAACCCGUACAACAACCUCCACAAGAGGACACAAGAUUCAGGAGGAUCAUGAGGGGAAGUUUCAGUGACAUGCUUAGAGGCAAAAACAAGAACAACGAAGAAAAUUCCUAGAGGCAAUCAAGUUAUAAUUUUCCUGUCUGGUUUUGUUGAAUUUUUUUUCAUACAUCAUUUAUUAAGUAUUGCUUCAUAAGACUUCCAUUAGAAGUUCUGACUGACAGAACACUCAGAAAAAAAUGUUUUUUUUUUUAAUCCAUGUUCUUCUCCAAUGUAAAUUUAGUUCAUGCGACUGAAAUAGGUAAUAAUUGCUUAGUAUUGAAGUUGUA
Messenger RNA from Nelumbo nucifera (sacred lotus), 4048 nucleotides. The record is from RefSeq and is a predicted model, not a curated record. Lineage: Eukaryota; Viridiplantae; Streptophyta; Magnoliopsida; Proteales; Nelumbonaceae.